Molecule: messenger RNA, 2488 nt
Organism: Uloborus diversus
Lineage: Eukaryota; Metazoa; Arthropoda; Arachnida; Araneae; Uloboridae
Product: SEC14-like protein 2
Exons: 13
Coding region: 83-1267 (394 amino acids)
Cellular component (GO): cytoplasm
Source: RefSeq, a predicted model, not a curated record
UUUAUCUGUUUUCCAAUCAGUAUCUUCCUGAAAAUUGGCUAAUCUCUUGUUGUUUUUACCGUAAAAAUUUAAUACCUUAGAAAUGUCAAGUGGUAGAGUUGGAGAUCUGAGUGAGGAGCAGUUAAAUGCUUUGGAUAGUUUUCGUUCGUCUAUGGAAGAUAUAUUGAGGCCUGAACAUGAUGAUUAUUUUUGUCUUCGAUGGCUUCGAGCUCGAAAAUUCAACGCUACCGAUGCUGUGCAAAUGUUACGAACUAGCCUGCAAUGGCGGAAACAAAUUGGUGCUGAAUCUCUGAUUGAUGAUUAUGAACCGCAUGAGGUCUUAACAAAAUAUUUUCCUGGGGGCUUAGUUGGACACGAUAAAGAGGGAUGUCCAGUAUGGAUUAUUCCUUUUGGUCAUAUGGACAUCAAAGGUAUGUUCUAUUCUGUGAAGAAAUCGGAAUUUAUAAAAUAUGUCAUGAAGUUAAUGGAAAUAAGUGAACAAGAUAUGAGAGAUCAAUCAGAAGAACUUGGGAAAAAAGUUGAAACUCAUAGCAUAAUAUUUGAUAUGGAUAACUUCACAAUGAAACAAGUUGCUUGGAAGCCAGCGGUUGACAUGAUGACUCAACUAGUAAAGCUGUUUGAAGAUAACUAUCCUGAAAGACUGAAGAAGGCUUACGUUAUAAAUGCACCUGCAUUUUUUCCAAUGGCUUAUGCUAUGAUAAAACCUUUUCUUAGUGAAGAAACUGCUAAAAAAAUUCAUGUUUAUGUUAAAGAAACGUGGAAAAGUGCUGUGUUUGAAGAUAUUGAUCCAAGUGAACUUCCUUCUCAGUGGGCUGGUACGAAACCUGAUCCUGAAGGGCAUCCUCUGGCAAAUGUAAUUGUUUGUAUGGGAGGUCAAGUCCCAUGUUCCUACUACACUGCCCCGAGUCGUCGAUUAUCUACAGAAUCUGACUUGACAAAAAUAACUGUUGAUAAGAAAUCUGUAUUCCCUGUUGAAUUAACUGUUUCUGAUGUUGGUUCAACUUUGCAAUGGGAAUUCCAGACAGAAAAUUAUGAUAUUGGGUUUAGUGUGUGGUUUAGACCUGAAGGUGGCAUUGCAGAAGAAUUAGUACCUUUACAGCGUGUUAACUGUCAUUUAGUGCCUGAAGAUGGCAUGAUCGUGUGUGACAAACCAGGGAAAUAUAUUUUGAAAUUCGAUAACUCUUUUAGUUGGUGCCGAAGUAAGCAUAUUUUGUAUCAGGUCCAAGUUAUCCCUCCAAAAAAUGGCAGAAAUCCUGGAUAUGAGUAAAUGGGAAAUAUUAUACUCUUUUUCAAACUUUUGUUGCCUCUCAUUAUUGUAUGUUUAUCCAUGUUCAUAUUACUGUUAUUGGGCGUGUUCCAAUGUUGUAGUUCCUGCACUUCUAAAAAAGAAAAAUGUUUAGGUGCCUUGUGUCUUUAUUGUGAGUAAAACUUUGAAAAGUUUUUUUUUUUUAUAUUUACAUUUUUUUUUUUACUUAAGGAUUUAAGUUGAGUGUAUAAAGUUUACUUAGAAUUUAUUAAAUAUGUAUUGUAUAUAUUGAAUUGUACAGUAAAAUAUGCAUUUGUAUCAUUUGUUUGAAGAGGUGUUAUAGGUUAUUUUACUGAAAGAGAGGUAACUUUAUUUUUUUAAGAUAAUUAUUUUGGCAGGAACAAACUUGAAACUGUUAUGAAUUUUGUGUUAAAACACUAUCUAGAGAAGUCUAACAAAUGCCUCAUUUUUAUUUUAUUUUAUUUUUUAUUUUUUUAUUAUUAUUUUUUUUUUUUACAAAUAAACUGAUUCAAUAUUGUUUUUAAUAGCUUAAAAAGGCUUCUUUUUUUGAUAUUACAAUGUUUUUAAAAAAUAUAAAUCGUUAUUUUCAGAGCAUUAAACAAUUUUUUAGCAGCACAGAAUGAAAAGGGAAACUUAUGGAUUAAAGAUGUUUCAAGUCUUAGUAUUGAAAAGCUGUGCAUUAGAUAGAGGAGGAUGUGCCACAGAUUAAAAGAUUACCUCCUAAGCAAUUUCCAUUAUAUUCUAUGUUUACGGGCCAUCCAUUAAUUACGUAAGGAUGAUUUUGGCAUUUUUGGACCCCUCCUCCCCUUAUGUAAGGGUAUGUAAGAUUCCCCCCCUGCUUACGUAAGAUUCCAUUUCGUUUUACAAAAUAAUAAAAUGUUAAAAAAGGAUCAGUUACCGACACUAAAACUCUCAAGUAAACGUAAAUCAAAAAUUCUUAUUUUUCAAAUAUAUUAUAUGAUGCUAUACUAAUAUUAAAAAUAAAGCAUACCAUGAAUAGCGCAAUUCUUUAAUUAUAUUUUACACUAUACAUUCUUUAUAAAACAAGUAAAAAACAGCUCCUUCUAAUGCAUUUUUUACCUUCCAUAAGCAAAUGAAAUAUCUCUUCCAAACCACUUGAACGCGCAAUUUCUAAUAUAAAAUAUUGAUUAGGAAAAUAUUACAUAAGAAUGGGUUUGACCCCUCCCUCCCCUCAAAGUAAGGGUAUGUAGAGAUUUUUGA